AGGCUUAAGGAUUGCGUGGAAAAUUCCGUUCAACAGCUAUGUUCCUCUACCACGUGUUUGUAGUGUGGUACAGGUUCCAGUUUCCUAUGAUCAGUGACGAGGACAGGACAUUCGCAGGACGGUGGAAGUUUCUAACACAUUGGAACGCCAUGAUCCAGAUAGCUUACUACCUGGUGUGCGGUCUACUCGCCAACUCCAACCUCAUGCAGAAGUGGGAACCAAUCAGGGACCAGGCAUUCUACAUCAUAAUUCUACCCCUCUCAGUAUUCGUUAGUCUCAUGUUCUGGGGUCUCUACAUCUACGAUAGAGACAUGGUCUUUCCAGCCCACCUCGACAAGGUGGUCACACCUUUCUUCAACCAUCAGAAACACAGCGCAGUAGUUCUCUGGACCUUCCUAGAGGCUGCUGUAGUACAUCACAAUAAGCCCGGACACUUCGAGGGUCACUUCAUAGCAGGACUAUUCUGCGCCACGUAUUUAGCGGUGGUGUUAUGGGUCCACGCGGCCGGGGGAGUGUGGGCUUAUCCUAUAUUAGGGGUGUUGAAUUGGGCCGGUAAAGCCAUGUUCUCAGGCAUGAGUAUAGUAGUGUACGUUGCUUUUUAUAGAGUGGGUUUGGCUCUGAGUGGUUAUCUUCAAAACAUUUCUUCUGUUGUCUCCAAGUUGGACUGACAGAGUGAGUUGGACACUUUAAUUUAAAACUUUGAUAUAAUUAAUAGAGAUGUUUAAUUGCGUUAUUUCGAGAUAUUGAUUAAUUUGUUGCUUUGUGUUGCACUGUUUUAUAGUGCCCCUCGCCUUAUGAGUGGAUGUGUUUUUUGAGAGGUUUGUUUUUUGUGCUCAGUUUUAGCUUGUAGAUUCUAGAUUCUAAUAGUUCUAGAUUCUAGAUUCUAAUAGUUCUAGAUUCUAGUUCUAAUAGUUCUAGAUUUUAGAACCAUUCCUGUUUGAAUAAUUCUUUUUAAACAGAAUACAUUGUUUUUCUCUAAUACGGUACGAAACAUUUUUACAAUCUACAGUCAACUAGUGUCAUAAUUUAAUACUGAACUGUAACAAAAAGCAAAGUGGAAAUGUUACUAUGGUAACGCAAAGUGGACCAUAAUGAAUC
Molecule: messenger RNA, 1098 nt
Organism: Bolinopsis microptera
Lineage: Eukaryota; Metazoa; Ctenophora; Tentaculata; Lobata; Bolinopsidae
Product: androgen-induced gene 1 protein-like
Exons: 2
Coding region: 39-668 (209 amino acids)
Cellular component (GO): endomembrane system; membrane
Source: RefSeq, a predicted model, not a curated record